AUGCUAGUGAGCCUCGAAAAACAGUUUGACCAAUUGAACAUCUCAGACAGAGACAAGGAAAUUAAAAUAGCGAAAAAACCAAAUUAUGGAAAACGAGGACGUGUUAUUCAACUGAAAAGCAACUACUUCAAGGUCUCGAAGUUUCCCAAGGUCCCUAUAUAUCAUUACAAUUUUGAACACACUCCAAAGACAAAUAAAACGACAGUUGAAUGUAUUUACGUUCGUUUAGCAGAGGAAAAUCGGUUUUGUAACUGUCAUGCAGUUUUCGAUGGUAACAGCGCUAUUUACUCGGCAACACCUCUCCCUAUUGAAAACGAACGCAAAAAAAAUCAGUUCACGGUGAAACUCACGAAGAGCAAUGGCAAGGCCGUUAAGGUCGGCACAUACAAUGUCACCAUCCGAUUCAUUCAGCUACUAAACUUUGACGAGCUAAAGAAACAUAUAUCCGGCGGAAAUUCUUCCCUUAGCGAAGUUGUGAAAUGCAUAGCGUCUCUGAAUACAUAUAUCAACUUCUCUGUUCGCCAAAAAUAUUUAACUGUUGGUAGAGGCAUCUAUCCCGAUGAUUCGCGCGAAAAGUCGAUUAUUCUAUCCGGUGGAUUCGAGUUGAAAAAAGGAUUCUGUCACUCAUUGAGAGCGGGAGAAAAUUGUUUAGCCAUUAAUGUGGAUGUUUGUGCUAGUGUUUUUUACCUUGGAGGCAAAAUUUUGGAUGUUGCCUGUACAAUCCUUGGAAAGCACAGCAAAGAUGAAUUUCACCGGGGAAUGACUGCAACUGAAAUAAUGACAUUACUCAAGGCAUGGGUUAAGAUCAGAUCCCUGCACCGCGAACAACGGAAACCCGUUAAUAUAGUUAAAGAUCUUACCAAAGAAUCUGCUAGUCGAAUAAUUUUUUACUAUGAAAAAGAAAAAAGAAAGAUUUCGAUUGCCGAAUACUUUCAUCUAACCUAUGGCCGAAAGUUGGAGUUUGAAGAAUUGCCAUGUGUUGCAGUCAACCAAGAUGUCUUUCUACCUUUGGAAGUGUGUGAAAUACUUAAAGGCCAGCGAUUUGGCGGUACACUCGCCGAUACAACACUUGCUGAUAUGAUAAGGCAUACAUGCAUCAAACCAAAGGAAAGAUUUAAUCGCAUCUCCUAUUCUGUCAAGGAAGUUUUUCAAUAUCAAAGAGAUCCUUUUUUGAAGUCUAUCAACAUGAACGUGGAAUCUUGCAACAU
Acaulospora morrowiae is the source of this 1208-nucleotide messenger RNA. Lineage: Eukaryota; Fungi; Glomeromycota; Glomeromycetes; Diversisporales; Acaulosporaceae. The record is from the annotation of a GenBank genome assembly.